AUGGACAUUAAGCCAUCGCUGGACGACCAUCAGCAAUAUACGCCUCGAACGAUUGAUUCAAGCAAAGCUACCACUCCUCAAGAUAUGUCGAGGCAGCAUUUCACACCCAAGAGGGGCUCUCCAACAUCUGGGAUGUUCAGUCUGGACGACUCACCCGUCCAAAGCAGUGCUGCAUCGAUUAGUGGCAGGUCAACCCGCAGCGCGCAAAGCAGUUUCAUCGAAGAACUCAAACACGAGAUUAUGGUCAACCAUCUCUAUCAACAGCAAUGCUCACACCUUUGGGUCAGCGACGGCUGCGGCGAAUGCGAAGGCGUCUUGGUACGCAAGUCCAGGGGCCAUUAUCUGGCAUGCCCGCCGGAACUCCUGGAUUCUCACUUCGCGCAAGUGUGCAUACAACUCAAUGUGCCGGUGGCCAUGACCGUCAACUCGAGGGUAGUCAAGACGUUUCUCGCUUGGGCGCCCGAUGCCACGGAUGUGCCUCUGAUGAACGGGUUGCGAGUCCAGAUUCUGCCCACGCUCGGCCACCUUCCUCGAGCCCGGAAACACCAGUUUGCCGCCUUCAUCGCGUCCGAAUCCCUCCUUGUUGUGUGGGACGACGAUCCAUCCAACGUCGUGAAAAGGGCAAUCACCAUCGAGGCCCAGUUAAUGGAACUCGUCUGGCAUAGCGGCGAGGCGGGAGACGACGAUGAAGUACCAAAUGAGAAAGAAGGCGGCUCCCAAUGCACGAUAGAUGCCGAAUCGGGAGAGGUUGUCGCAGAGGGCCGUGCCACCAACCUGAUGAACACCGUUCUGGUUGCGUUCACCUUGAUCAUUGUCGUCGUUCUACUGGGCUUGGCCUGCCGCUCCUUAGCCACGGAGAUUGCUGUUGACGGUGCAUAUGGUCGAUUGGCCUUCCUCUUGUUGCUACCGGUGCAAAUCUUCUUCACACUGUUCUUUGCCCAGGUCAUCGUCGGAUGCAUAUCACAAUGCAUCGGCCCUGUGCGACAAAUGCAGUUGAACUCGAAAUACUUUUCGGCCAAAUGCUCGCCUCGGCUACGGACGAGCGAGCUGCCUCAUGUAACGGUCCAAUGCCCCGUGUACAAAGAGGGCCUGCAGUCAGUCAUUGCGCCGACCGUCAGAUCGAUCAAGCAAGCGAUUUCGACGUACGAGUUACAAGGCGGAACGGCCAACAUGUUGAUCAACGACGACGGGCUGCAGAUCCUGGAGGAAGACGAGCGACGAGCGCGCAUCGAGUUCUACCAGGACCACAACAUCGGGUGGACGGCGCGACCGAAGCACAACAGCGACGGGUUCGUGCGGCGCGGCAAGUUCAAGAAGGCGUCCAACAUGAACUACGGGCUCAUGCUGUCGUGCAAAGUAGAGGACAAACUACGACAAAUCCACCGCGGCUCGACCUGGGGCGCGAGCGACGAAACGCAAGCCUACGAGACAUGUCUACAAGAAGUGCUGUCCGAGACGCCCCGGGCCUGGGCCGACGGCAACAUCCGGAUCGGCGACUACAUCCUGUUGAUUGACAGCGACACGCGCGUGCCGGCGGACUGUCUGCUCGACGCGGUGAGCGAGAUGGAGCAGUCGCCCAGCGUGGGGAUCAUGCAGUUCGCGUCCGGGGUGAUGCAGGUGGUGCACACGUUCUUCGAGAACGGAAUCACGUUCUUCACGAACCUGAUCUACACGGCGAUCGAGUACACGGUGGCCAACGGCGACGUGGCGCCGUUUGUGGGCCACAACGCGAUCCUGCGCUGGAGCGCGAUCCAGCAGGUAUCGUACGUCGACUCGGACGGCUACGAGAAGUUCUGGUCCGAGGCGCACGUCAGCGAGGACUUCGACAUGUCGCUGCGCCUACAGUGCGACGGGUAUAUCAUCCGGCUAGCGGCGUGGGCGCACGGCGGCUUCAAAGAGGGCGUCAGCCUGACCGUGUACGACGAGCUGGCGCGCUGGGAGAAGUACGCGUACGGCUGCAACGAGCUGCUGUUCCACCCGAUGCGCAAGUGGCUGUACCGCGGCCCCUUUACCGAUCUGUUCCGUCGCUUUCUGUUCUCCAACAUCCGCUUCACCUCCAAGAUCACCAUCGUCAGCUACAUCGGCACCUACUACGCCAUCGGCGCCGCCUGGAUCCUGACCCUGGCCAACUACUUCGCCGUCGGCUGGUUCAAUGGCUACCUCGACAGAUACUACAUCGACAGCUGGAAGGUGUGGUUCAGCAUUGUCACUGUCUUCAACGGGCUCGGCAACAUCGCCCUGGCCGUCAUGCGCUAUCGCAUCGGCCAGAAAUCCUUCGUCGCUGCCCUGCUGGAGAACUUCAAGUGGAUUCUCAUGCUGUCGAUUUUUCUCGGCGGCCUGUCGCUGCAUGUCUCGCAGGCUCUGCUGGCCCAUAUGUUCGAGGUCGACAUGUCCUGGGGCGCGACCAGUAAGGAGGCCGAGUUUUCCAAUUUCUUCAUCGAGGUUCCAAAGGUCAUUCGCAAGUUCAAGUUCUGUAUCACUUUUGCCGUCGUCGCUAUUGUCGUCAUGGUCGUCCUGGCCACGAAUCCCGGUGGCUGGAUUCCCUUCGAUUGGCUCAUUGGCGAUUUCAUCGCUAUCUUGCCCAUGAGUACCGUCACCGCGAGUCAUUUGUUGUUGCCCAUUGUCUUGAACCCGGCGCUGAUGGGUUUUUCUUGGUAA
Molecule: messenger RNA, 2658 nt
Organism: Capronia coronata CBS 617.96
Lineage: Eukaryota; Fungi; Ascomycota; Eurotiomycetes; Chaetothyriales; Herpotrichiellaceae
Exons: 3
Coding region: 1-2658 (885 amino acids)
Source: RefSeq, a predicted model, not a curated record